GGCGCGGCAGCUGGCCGCACGCUCUCCGCUGCGCUCGGUCCGAGCGGAGGUGACAGCCCUGCCCAGUUCCUCCCUAUCCCGCGGGGACUGCCGUGCGCGGGGGCUCGGCCGGUGCCCGCCCCGCCGGGAGGAGCUCCUGCUCCCGCAGCCGCACUGCCGUGGCGGCCCCGAGCCUCGUCCUUCGGCAGGCGCGGGCGGGGGGCGGAACCUGCCCCUGGUCCCGGCCGGAAUGACAGGUGCUGGAUGCUGCCUGAGAGGACGGGACGGUGCUAGUGAGCGCGCUUCGCUCCGAGCAGCAGCCGCUGGGCUACAGCCCGCGCGAAGGGAUAUGAAGCCAUUCAGGGAGGCUUUCAAGAGGAAGAGCUAAUAAAUUGCUCUGAAGUUGAUACAAUCUUCUCUGGGAAAAAGAGCAGGGCCUGGAAAGCCUGUGAUAGAGAGCAGCUGUUUUCAGAUACCUGCAUGAAAUCUCAGACGUGCUUUCCUGCCAGCUGGUGCAGUGCAGAAGAUUAGCAGAUAUGUCCAUAGCACUGAAGCAAGACUUUAAUAAAGAUAAGACUUUCCGGCCAAAACGCAAGUUUGAACCUGGAACCCAGAGGUUUGAACUUCACAAACGAGCGCAGGCAUCUCUCAACCCAGGCAUGGACUUGAAAGCAGCUGUGCAGUUGCCCAGUGGAGAAGACCAGAAUGACUGGGUGGCUGUUCAUGUUGUUGACUUCUUCAAUAGGAUUAACCUAAUUUACGGAACUAUCUGUGAGUUCUGCACAGAGAGGACCUGCCCAGUGAUGUCUGGAGGCCCUGAGUACUGGUGGCAGGAUGACUUGAAGUACAAGAAGCCCACAGCUUUGCCAGCACCCCAAUAUAUGAAUCUUCUCAUGGACUGGAUUGAGGUGCAAAUCAACAAUGAGGAUAUAUUUCCUACAAGUGUAGGUAGAAAGGAUGCAUUAACUACAUUUUUAAUCUGGACUUUGACAACAUGGCAUGAAGAAGGAGGAUAUCAGAGGAAGCAGUAUCAUAUACUUUGCAUAAUGAAAAAUGGGUUUGAUUUCUCAAGCAUUUGUUGGUUUUUGUUUCUUCAGGAUAAAUGAUUUUUGGAGUUGAAGGUUGGUUAAAGGUGCAGAGAAAUAGGUGAUUUUGCUUCCACUGGCAUUUCUGCAGGCUUUUGUUAUACCGAGUUUCUACCUUGGAGUACUCCAAUAUUGUUCUGUUUUCUUGUGGUUUGCAUAUGUAGAAACUGUUGUCUGUCAGCACGUAUGGGGAGCAGGUAGCACACUGGUGUGCUAAUGGGUUUUACUGAACCGACUAAUGAUGUCUAGCACACAAGUAUUCAGCCCUAGAUGCUCCCCUAUUAUAUUUGUAGUAAGAUACUUCUGAAGGAACUUUUAUCCUGAUGGCUUACCUGUUGUAAGCUGAGAAUGAAAUCAGUAAAUACUCUCAGUCUACAGGUUUUCUCCUUCCAGCAGCUUCUGCUGUUGUCAAUUUAAUCAAACAUGAAGGAACUGAAGAAAGGGAAAGGCAUCUGGUCUCUAAAAUGGGGCUGGACUCUGAUAAAAGUCAAAACAGGAAAGCUUAAUGUUCAUGAAAAUCUUUGUCUCACUCUGAAUUGACCCAAAGGAAAGGGACAAGUCAGCUUGUAUUGGACUGUGUCGUAUUCUUAUUACAGACUGAGAUGAUUGGACAGUCCCAUAAAGAGAUUCUAUAGAUACCUUUAGAGCACUACUGGAGCAGCACAUGUACUCCUAUUCCUUUCUUGCCUCCUCCUCAGCCUUUUUUGCAGGUACCGUACUGGCCCCCUGCAUACUUCUCAUUAUCUUUUUUAUUUACCACUUUUCAUAUGAAACUGUUGAUAAAAUUGUUUGGCAGGCCUUAGAUCUUUCAACUCAGCAACAGAUAUAUGCUGUGUUGAAUUCGGUGUUCUGACUAUCUCUUAUGUCAGCAAGUCCCUACUUAAGCACUCAAAACAGUCAAAGGGAAGUUUGGAUCUGUUGCUGGGGUAAGUUGCCUUUCAAAAGAAUCUUUCUGAUUGAUUUUCACAUCUGUCCCAUAUUUGGAUGUGAUACUACCUGCCAACCUGAGUACUGCUUGUAAAGCUGUUGAAAGAAGUGCAGUCACUGAGCAUGUGUAUUCUGUUCUGCACUUCACAAGUGAUCAGAGAGGGAACCUUUGUUGCUGUGUUGGGCACUGUUCGUUCCUACCUGUUCUGCAGUAGCCUUUGGUUGGAUGCUGUCAUAGCUUAGCAAGCAUAGUCCCGGAAGGGACGUCCUUGCUAAGGGGUGCUUACAGCUUCCUCUGGGACCUGAUAGA
Corvus hawaiiensis (hawaiian crow) is the source of this 2301-nucleotide messenger RNA. Its product is annotated as MOB kinase activator 3B-like. The record is from RefSeq and is a predicted model, not a curated record. Gene Ontology annotation, molecular function: protein kinase activator activity. The transcript has 3 exons. Gene Ontology annotation, cellular component: cytoplasm; nucleus. NCBI's taxonomy places the organism in Eukaryota, Metazoa, Chordata, Aves, Passeriformes, Corvidae. The coding region runs from base 516 to 1085 and encodes 189 amino acids. Gene Ontology annotation, biological process: signal transduction; positive regulation of protein phosphorylation.